UUAUAGAUUAACACAGCUGAAUGGAAAUGUUAACUCGAUCCAAUCAAUGGAAGAGAUAAUGAAGUUGAUGUGUUGUAAAUAUGUUCACAAGAGAAGGAUGAUUUCGAUGAGAGUGAGUGAGCGAGAGACAAGCAUUGAACAAUAAACAAUUAUUGAUCAAUCGAAACAACAUCUUAACACUGGGAAAUGUGGUUCAGAUAAUAUGUGAGCUAAGAUGAAGAAGAAGAAGAAGAAGCCUCAUCGUCAUGCCAAAGCUGGUAAUCGAUCUCGUCAACCAAAUGUCGCCAAUAAUAUAUCCAUCCAGAAUGAAUCAGUGAAAUGUGAUGAUGUAGAAACAGAUAGAAAGAGCACUGUUGAACUUAAUGGAGAAAUAGCUACCGGAAUUGAUACAUCUGAAGGUGCUGAUAGUUCACUGGGGAUUGAUUUCUAUCCGUUCGCGUAUUCCCUUCAUGAUGAGCAGUUAUCAAGCCGAUGCUGGUAUUGCCUUGCAAAGGCUGACACACUUAAGCGCUGUCGUGCAUGUCGUAAAGGGAUGUUUUGUAAUCAAAAGUGUCAAACAUUAGGAUGGAAAGAUCAUCGAUCGGAGUGCAAAGCUUUCCAAUUGCAUGAUAAAAUACCUAAUAUUGAAGUGCGUUUGCUGGGCAGGAUUGUUACUCGUUAUAAGGCAAUUAAACUGGGAAAAGACAAGGAGGACAAUAAUUUUUACAAGGAUCGUACAUCCAAACGAUCUAUUAUGGAUAUCUGGUCCCACACGGAUCUCAUAAAACAGGAUCCUGGUGCUAUGAAAAAAUUUAAUGGGAUUUAUGCUGAUCUUCUUGCAUUCUAUGGAUCGAAAGCAAUGGUUGGUAAAGAUGAAGUGUUCGAGCUGCAUUGCCGAGACUAUAUCAAUCGCCAUGCGAUCAGUGAUUGCGGUUACAUAGAGGAAAUCGGGAAAGGUUUAUAUUUGGACUUAUGUGCUUACGAUCAUAGUUGUCGUCCAAAUACAAUAUAUACUUGUGAUGGUUUUGUUGCAACAUUGAGGGGCCUUACUGCUAGCGUCGACUUGCGAAAUCUCAGUUCAGCUCAUUAUUCUUACAUAGAUUUAAUCAAUACAACACAACAAAGACGUAAAUUAUUGAAGGAUACUUGGUACUUUGAAUGUCAUUGCACACGCUGUAGUGAUCCGGAUGAUGCUCUCCUGUCAUCCAUUUUAUGUCCAAAUUGUCCGGAGAAACGGGAAUAUUUAUGUAUAUUCGGUGAUUUACCAUACAAGGACCGGAACACUCAAAUAAUAACCUGUCCGAAAUGCCAUAAUAAAGUAUCCCCGGAGUAUGUUGUAGAAGCGAUAGGAGCUAUGCGUUUUAUCGAUAAAAUUGUUGAAAAUCAUGAAGUUGAGCAGAUGUCACGAGAGCAAAGUAUUAAAUUUUUAACCGAUUUGAAGGAACGUUUUAGCAAGUUAUUGUCAAAAGUAAAUGUGUUCCUGUGCAAAAUCAUCCAGCUGCUAAUUCCACUGAUUAAUAUGUCAGACUGUCAACUUUUAUUGGAUUUGCAUUUGGAAGCGGAAGAAUGCGUCCGUUUUUGUUUUCCCUUCAAUCAUCCCGCUGUUGGCAUUCAUUAUCGCAGCAUUGCUACUUUCUAUCUGAAGUGUAAGCAGCCGCAUCGAGCUUUGCUUUAUUGUAAAAAGGCGUAUGAAAUCAUAAGCUUUACGUUGGGACCGAAACAUCUAAUGACAAUCGAGACGGAUGCCAUGUUAAAAGAUGCAUCUAACGAGGUUCAAGAAGCAAAGAAAUUGAUCUUCGGUGAAAAAAUUCGCAGCAACGCACUUUUGGGAAUCGAUACAAAUAUAAAAGGGAACUGUAAUGGGACAGAAUAAAAGUGUUCAGUGAACGAUAGUGUCGUGAAAAACACUGUACGAUACAGAAUGAUAAUGCAUUAGAGGAUGACUCUUUCUUUUCUGAUUACCGCAUGAUGAUUUGCA
Molecule: messenger RNA, 1957 nt
Organism: Loa loa (African eye worm)
Lineage: Eukaryota; Metazoa; Nematoda; Chromadorea; Rhabditida; Onchocercidae
Product: MYND finger family protein
Exons: 13
Coding region: 215-1852 (545 amino acids)
Cellular component (GO): nucleus
Molecular function (GO): protein binding
Source: RefSeq, a predicted model, not a curated record